GCCCUAAAAAAACACAUCUUAACAAUUAAGAAAGUAUAAUAUUCGUUGAUUUAGUAAUCAACAAUUUAAAACCAUUCCAAUUAAAGGGAAAAAAUCUCUAAUUACAAUUUAAGAGAUGAAAUUAUAAUCAAUUGAAAGUCUAUUGCAGAGAAUCAAUUGUUUCGAAUUACAAACGAACGUUCAAAUAAUCGAGUUAACAAUCAAUAUUUUUCUUCUCUAAUUGCGAACAACAUGUUAAUCGAAUCAAUCGAAAGUUAAUUGUUCCAAUGUGAGAAUUGAAUAUAAGAAUUUGUUAAUUGUUACUUCACCAUAAUGGGUAACAAAUUGUCUUCUUAUUGGCGUUCGGAAACUGUUAGUGAAGAUAAAAGUGGUGGGCAAGAAGAUGAGCCUACGUGUGACCCGAAAAGUGUAGUUAAUGGUCAUUCAAGUGAUUCUGGUGAUGAAGAUACUCAACAAGAUCAAGAUGGCGGUAAUCUAGACGAUAGAAAUGAUAAUGAAUCAGACGAUAUUGAACCAUCUUCUGGACUUUCUAGCACCAAAGAUAAUUAUGACCAUGAGAAAUGUGUCAAUACAGCUAAUGGCGGGGAAGAUGAUGAAGAAGAAAUAAAAUCAAAAGAGCCGGAGGCAAAUUACAAACAUGGUUCAAAUAAUGGUGUUGAUAAUGAGAGCUGUAAUGAGGCAAUGGAGAAUGGUACAAAUGGCGGGGAUGCAGUUAUCCCUAUUAUCUUGCUCAAUGAUAUAUUCAGUCAGGAACACUCAUCAUCAUCUUCACAAUUAGCUGAUUCAAGGAAUGAUUUUACCACAACUAAUCCAGCCGAACAAGCCAGGAUUACUUAUGCCGCUGUAUCACGAAAUCACAAUAAAGUCUUAAUGGGUACCCAUCAAAGACAAAGUCAAUUGACCCUGGAAAGCAGGAAACGGGAACACUCAGCUGAUUCUGAUAGGUCCACACCAAAUUAUCAACAUGCUUAUUUAAAUGAGCUACCAGUGGCUAAUCGUAGUAAGAAAGCUAAAUCAUCAGAAACAGAUUCAGUCUCUUCUUCACGAAGUGAUCGGGCAUCAACAGAAAUUGAACAAAUUACACCUAAAGUUGCCAAAAGUAGGAAACGACGGGCUAAACCAGCGAAAAAAUAUCUAUCUUAAUUAAGAUAUUAUUUAACUAUUGGUCAUCUCUUUUAACUCUUUUUCUUCAUCCAAACCUGUUUGAAAUUUUUAGUUUCUUUUAAAUUCUCUCUUUCUUUCAAUUUUUACAAAUCCUAUCCUCAAUCUACUUUAAAAAAACAUGACGGACAAACCCCACUCUUUAACUUUUCUCCUAUUUUUAUCCAUAUCAAUUUCUAUGGAUUAAUAAGGAAUUAAAACCUUGAUUAACGUAACACAAGGUUAAUCUUUUUGAGCACAUCAUCCCAAUCACUCUGAUUUAACUCAAAAUUUCAACCAAUUUUCAAUACUUUAGAUCCUCUACCAUCUUCUAUGUACAAAUUUGAUCUUCUCUGUGUUUUUAGAGAUUCACAAAUCUUUGAUUAACUCUCAUCAUCUCUCCUUCUCUGUCUCACCGAAAACUGUAUCAUAAUUUCAAAUCCUUUCCAAUUCCAAUUCUUGAAUCUCAUACUCUUUCUAAAUUUUCCUUCAGUAGUUAAUUUCUCACCUUUUAAUUUUCUAGCGCGUUUCCUAUCAUUUCCUUCUUUUAAUUUAAAACCUACAAUU
This is a messenger RNA of Panonychus citri (citrus red mite), 1707 nucleotides long. Its product is annotated as dentin sialophosphoprotein-like. Lineage: Eukaryota; Metazoa; Arthropoda; Arachnida; Trombidiformes; Tetranychidae. Bases 313 to 1143 code for a protein of 276 amino acids. The record is from RefSeq and is a predicted model, not a curated record. The transcript is spliced from 4 exons.